AUGAUUACAGAUUCGAUCCGAAGAGUCAACGGCUACGACAAAAAUGCCUAUACGUACUACCCCGUCGUUAUUGUCGGCGCCGGGGCGUCGGGCAUUGCCGCGGCCUGCCAAUUGAAGCAGCAGCUUGGAACAGACCAAUUUCGUGUUUUUGACCGUCAGGCAGGUAUUGGAGGGACGUGGUGGAUUAAUCGCUACCCUGGUGUUGCAUGGGGUAACACGUCGCGAGAAACCGAUUUACGCCACCUCUAA
Messenger RNA from Exserohilum turcica Et28A, 249 nucleotides. RefSeq lists its product as uncharacterized. The record is from RefSeq and is a predicted model, not a curated record. The coding region runs from base 1 to 249 and encodes 82 amino acids. Lineage: Eukaryota; Fungi; Ascomycota; Dothideomycetes; Pleosporales; Pleosporaceae. The transcript is spliced from 2 exons.